AUGGGUCGGCUCGACCGGAGUGAUACCACGACCUCACAGAAAACCGGCGUGAAACAACCACAGCGUUGUGUUUCGCCAUAUUACGAAAAAUUCGAUUUUAUUAUUGUGGGAGCCGGUACAGCUGGUUGUGUGUUGGCAAACAGAUUGAGCGCAAUACCAGAUUGGAAAAUAUUGCUUAUUGAAGCCGGUGGUGAUGCACCGAUAGAAGCCGUUGUAUUGGCGGCGCAGCUUUGUACAGAACAAAAUAUGAUUGGUCUUACCAGACUGCUCCAAACGGAAGAACCAAUGGAGCAAAUAUAG
Messenger RNA from Spodoptera exigua (beet armyworm), 300 nucleotides. The record is from the annotation of a GenBank genome assembly. Lineage: Eukaryota; Metazoa; Arthropoda; Insecta; Lepidoptera; Noctuidae.